AUGAGGGCCUCAGGCGGAGGACCAGCACCUGCCCCGGAGAGAGGCGCUCGACGUGGGCUGUGGAUUCCUCGCGCUCGCGUGCCGCGCGCGCACCGCCUCUCCUUACCGUGGGCCCCAACGCCUCACCCCGUAUGCCGCACCCGCGCGGGUCGCUGCCUUCUCGUUCUGACCCUUUCCGCUUUCGUCUCCCUGCUGUGGAAGCGGGGUAGGGUUUGGGGAAUCGGCCGCCGCCGCUGUCUUUGGAGGGCGGUUUCGUUGGUGUGCCCCGCCAGCGGCGAACGCGUCGGUGGUGCGCCGGUCGUCCGGGAAGCCCGCAGCGGCCGUCAUGCAGGUCACCGGCGGUGCCCAGUCCGUCAGCCGAGGCUGCCCCCGCCCUGCUCUGGUUGCGCUCCAGACGGCACGCGGCUCUUCCCCUGCAUUUUGGAUCAGCUCCUAAGCCGGCGCGCGGCUCUUCGCCUGCAUUUUGGAUCAGCUCUCCUAGGAUGUAAGAUGUGCUUCGUGCCUGCCUGUUUCUGUUCGCCGCUGGUCUUCCGUGCGGGCUCAGACGAUACUCGGCUCUUCCCCUGCAUUUUUGCCUCUGUAAUUCCAGACCUUGUGCGGGUUAGCCCUGUCCGUCCAGCUGUCCGUGCUGAUCUCUGCCUCCAGCUCGCCACGCCCUAUUUCAGUUUGCCAGGUAACAGGACCGCAUCGACUACACAGUAUUCUUUUGGGUGUUCCACCAUCAAACACCACCUACAGCCCUGAGACUAGCUAUGUUUCAGAGGGAAGCCACAUAUCCACUUUGCACACAAAAUAUUGGAAACCACAUUCAGAGUCAUGACAGGCUGCUUCAACUGAACCACUUCCUCACCUUGUCAGCUCAAAAUUGCAGUGAGCAGAAACCCGGUGAAUUCUCCUUGCUGGUUUUAGCUUUGUGUGUGUUUACUUCACAAAAUGUGCUCCUGCAGCACUCCUUCAUUGCAGCUAAGCCACCUAGAUGUACCUAGCAAUUUCUGGUUCAGUAUGUAUUGCAGUACCUAAAAACUGCUGUGAUCGUUAUUCAGACCAGGACUAAAUUAUGAAGGCUGUGCUUUCCAUUGUCUAAAA
Messenger RNA from Panicum virgatum (switchgrass), 1086 nucleotides. RefSeq lists its product as uncharacterized. The transcript has 8 exons. Lineage: Eukaryota; Viridiplantae; Streptophyta; Magnoliopsida; Poales; Poaceae. The coding region runs from base 1 to 744 and encodes 247 amino acids. The record is from RefSeq and is a predicted model, not a curated record.